Messenger RNA from Psylliodes chrysocephalus, 1612 nucleotides. The record is from the annotation of a GenBank genome assembly. NCBI's taxonomy places the organism in Eukaryota, Metazoa, Arthropoda, Insecta, Coleoptera, Chrysomelidae.
GUCCAGUAGAAAGUAACUCAAAAUGGAAGCCAGUAAGGAGUUUAGUGAAAUUCAACAAUUUUUUAAAGACAAGACAUGCCUGUUAACAGGUGCUACGGGAUUUGUGGGAAAAUUGGUUUUGGAAAAAAUUUUGAGGACCCUACAAGUGAAACACCUGUAUGUAUUGUGUAGAGACAAACAUGGUAUAUCUGCUGAAGAUCGGUGUGCACAAAUAUUUGAUUCAGUGGCGUUUGGACCAUUAAAGCGAAUCAAUCCAGAUUUUUUUAAGAAGGUGUCUCUCAUUCAAGGUGAUUUGGGAAAACCUAAUUUAGGUUUAUCCGACGGUGACAGAAAAUUAAUUGUGAGAGAAGUCGAAUGUAUUUUUCAUUGUGCAGCAGCAUCCAAACUAGAUGAAAAUUUUUUAAAUGCAACAAAUGUAAAUGUUAGAGGAACUAAAGGAUUGGUGGAAAUAGCUCGUGAAAUUAAAGAUCUGAAGACAAUCGUUGUACUCUCAUCAGCGUAUUCAAACUUCCCAUUAUAUGAAAUUCACGAGCAGUUUUAUGAACCGAAAAUAACUGCUGAAAAAUUGUUGAAACUAACUGAAAAUAUCAGUGAAGAAGAAGUUAAGAAUCUUGAACAAGAGUUAUUGGAUGGAUGGCCUAACGCAUAUACAUUCAGUUUGAGUGUAGCUGAAGAUUAUUUAAAAAAGGAGGCAAAAAGUCUACCCCUGAGUUUAAUUCGUCCUUCACUGCUUCUACCUUCCGCUGAAGAACCAGUAACUGGAUUUGUUGAUAAUAUUAACGGAUUGUAUGGUGAUACUGUGACAUAUGCAUUGGGGAUUAACAGAGUAAAUUAUUACAACAGUGGAACACUAGAUGCAGUUCCAGUUGAUUACGUCGUUAAUUUGAUUAUCGCCUCAGGAUGGUACGCUGGACUGCAAAAAAUCCGCAUGAAAAGAGGUGAUGCUUAUACGGCUCUUGCUAAUAUUUACAACUGCAUAAGUUCUCAAGAAAAACCAAUAACCACUGAUGAAUGGACUGGCGUUAUACAUACAGUAUUGAGAGAAGUUCCUUCUUCAAAGAUGAUUCAGUUGCCAACACAAUUUAACACUUCUUGUUAUUACAACUACAAAUUUUUGACUUUAUUGUUGCAUACUUUCAUGGCCUUUUUAUGUGACACCGGAUUAAAACUUGCUGGGAAAACACCUUCUAUAAUGAAUAUGUACGAGAAGGUCCAUAGAACUCAAGAACUCUUUGCUCCCUACUUUCUAAAACAAUGGUACUUCUCUAACGAUAACACGCAAAAACUAAUAAAACGGAUGUCAUUCAAAGAUAGAGUCCUCUUCAAAUUUGAUAUUAUAGAGCUCAACUGGCAAACGUACUUUGAUAACUAUGCAAGAGGAAUUAGAGUAUAUCUCUUGAAGGAUCCGAUGUCAACUUUGACUGAAGGAAGAGAACGGCAACAUCGCAAACUUGUGUCCCAAUUGGUGUCAGCUGCUGUAGUUGUUGUAGUGCUUUAUGUAAUUAGCAAAUUUUUGCUCUUUAGAGUUCUUUUUAGAUAGAGAUUUACAUGAAAAGAUUGUACACAAAUAAAAUAAACAAAGUUUUUAAUAAAAGCUUUCAUAAAAUAUAAA